Molecule: messenger RNA, 12441 nt
Organism: Patiria miniata (bat star)
Lineage: Eukaryota; Metazoa; Echinodermata; Asteroidea; Valvatida; Asterinidae
Product: tyrosine-protein phosphatase non-receptor type 13-like
Exons: 43
Coding region: 196-10623 (3475 amino acids)
Biological process (GO): protein dephosphorylation
Cellular component (GO): cytoskeleton
Molecular function (GO): protein tyrosine phosphatase activity; protein binding
Source: RefSeq, a predicted model, not a curated record
CGCUUUGAAAUGUUGAAAAACAUACCCAAAACACCUGUGAAACAGGUUGGUGAGAAUUUUAUGCGAGGAAUUACGAAGGAUGCAGCAACAUGAAAAGUCACUUUCUUGGAUGAAUAUAUUCUGGAUAAUGAUAGGCACUAUGACACUCAUACCUGAGAAUCCUCUGGUGACCUAACUUGCUUGUAAAAGGCAGCCAUGCCGGUUUCGAGCCUCGUGUCUCAGGGGACAGUCAAGGUCUCUGUCAGCGAUGUGCUGGAGGUACGCAGCGGGCCGCUCAAUGAGGAGGAACUCUGGAGCGUGCUGUGCCAGAGCGCCAAGGCCCUGCAGGAUGUCUUCUUGCAAGGCGAGGCAGUCGUCCAGGGCACACCGCGCUUUGUUCUCUGCCCCUACACGCUUCACUUCACGCCCAGCGGACGCGUUACGUUCGCCGAGACGAUUGACCCAACCCUUCCCGAUAUCAGGAACUUCCUGUCCCCAGAGGUCCUGACUGGCCACAUGAAUCCAUCCGAUGCCGCUGUGGAAAAGAUGUUGGUGUACUCUCUAGGGAUGACCCUGUUCUGGGCAGCAGAGUAUUCCACCCCAGCAGGCAGUAGGCCAACCUUGACCCAUGACCUCCAGUCCAUACUGCUUGCCAUGACCAACGCCAAUGCUGACGCCAGAGUGGCGCUGAUACAUAUCCUAGAGGCAUGUACACUGCAUGCACGCCAGACACACACAGGGCUACCGUACGCACACCACGUGAUGAAGCUCAGCAGAAUCGUCAUGGGCAGUGUCUAUGAGCUGGACAAGCUGGUGCAUCCAUACAGCCCUGGGGAUGAGGUGGAUGCUGAUCUCAACAGCAGUAACCCUCUCAAUGGAAGUGGCUCCUAUGUGCAGAAUGGCGGGCCCCCGGAACACCACAGAAACUCUGACUCUUUCUUUGCCCUACCGUAUCUCACCUACCAAGACGUGCAACCCUUCUAUCAAAACUUCCCUCCUCCUUACCGUUUCCGAGAUUUCCGGCCCUGCUCCUGCAGCUCUCCUGCAUACUGCCCAUGGCGUUUGAGUCCAAGCAAGAGGCCUGGCUAUCACCAAAACUCAAACAACAAUGCUACGUCAAACAAGCGGCCCCGCUCGGCCAAAGAUAGUCGGCACUAUCACCACGAACCCCCAGAUGGCAGCAGCCAUCACAGCCGCUCGCGAUCCGCGCACCAUCCUUCGAAUAUCAGCACUAGCACUGUCGACUCCCAAGAUAGUUACGGUGAUGCAAGAGGAGUACGUGACUCCCAGCUACCGCACCGGACGUACCGGACAACGGGAGUAGAGGAGACUGGCCGGUCGUACCAUUUAUCUGACAUUUUCACCCCGACGUUGGCCUCGGGGGAGGGAUCCAGAGAUCAGUCCCGAUCGAGAGACCGGUCCAGAUCGAGAGACAGGUCAAGGGAAAGGUCGCGGGGGAGGUCGAGGUCACGGGACCGCUCCACGGACCGAUUCAGCAAAAAAACGCGCUCGCCGCCCUCGGGAGAGAGCCGGCACCCUCAGACCAACGCGGUUUACGACAGACUCUACGAGAGGCGGGAACGCUUGCGUCUGCUGAGGGAGCAGCUGGGCAUCAGGCACCGGGAUCUGGACAUCCGCAGACCGUUACUUGGUUACCAUAGCGACGGGGGGACUGUAAGCGACGAGGGCAGUGAGGUCGAUGCAGGUCAUGAGCCAAAGGUCAGGGCCAGGUCACUCAAGUCAUUGACCUCGAUGGAGUCUGCUCAGGAGGGAAGUUUCUAUCCUGACCAGCAGCAGUAUGCCUCAUCAGACUCUCUGUCAACUGACCGCGGCCGGUCGCGCAACCGCAGGGCCGAACUCCAGGGGAUGGAGCGUCGAGCGUCAGGCCCCUCCUCCCAACCGACUUCCAAGCCUUCAUCGCUGCGGCGCGCGGAGAGCGCCCCCAGGCAGCAGAAUGGUAAAGCCCCUGACCGAGUACCAGUGAAUGGCCAGGCGGUGCCAGCACGCAACGGUACCAGGGAUCCUCCUGCUGGAAAGAGGAAACUCAAGAAAUUUUUUGGACCGGAAUUUGUAGUGAUGAGCAGUACUGCCAACGAAUCUUUGGACAUGUCCCCUUCCAUACUGUGUAAAGCGGGUAAAAUCCCCCCUGACCGCAAGAAGGUCACCGUGGUGCUCCUGAACGGCCGCCGGCUUGACCUCAUGUGUGACCUCGGGACCAAAGGUCAAGAGAUGUUUGACAUCGUCACGUCCCACAUUGGACUGAGCGAGAAGGUGUACUUUGGACUAGCCUACAUUAAAGAUGGGGAGUACUUCUUUCUGGAGUCGGACGUGAAGCUGUUCAAGGUGGGCCCAGACUCCUGGAAGGAAGAGGUCAAGAAGGGGUCAAAGAAGGUUGUUGCUAGGGACAAGUUCACGCUGUUUUUCAGGAUCAAGUUCUAUCUGGAGAACACGGCCAUGUUGAAGGACCAACUCACCCGCCACCAGUACUACUUGCAGCUGCGGAGGGAUAUCCUGGAGGAGAGGACGCGAUGCGACGAGCGGGCCGCACUACAGCUAGCCUCCCUGGCACUGCAGGCCGAGAUGGGGGACUACCACGCCGAGACCAUGAGCCGGAACUACUUUCUGCCAGAGCACUACGUUCCCUCGGGGAUCAUUGAUACGGUGGGCGUCCCGCGGAUCAGGCAGUCCCUGCCCCCCAUGCACGCCACUCACUCCGGCAUGGGGGAGCUGCAAGCUGAGAUGGAGUUUUUGAUGGAAGCGAGGAAACUACAGGAGUACGGCAUCCAUUUCCACCGUGCCUCCCGCAGUAAGAAGGAUCCCAGCGCCUCCAUCUGGCUGGGUAUCUGCACCCGCGGCAUCAUUGUCUACGAGAAACAUGGCAGUGUGCGACAACAGAUCCAUGCACACCCAUGGCACCUGACCAGGAAGAUUGCUUUCAAUAGAAAGAAGUUUUCCGUCGAAGCGAAUGACGGAACUACCAGUAAAUACAUCCAUUACACCGAAAACUACAAAAAAGGGCGGUACAUGCUCCAGCUCUGCCAGUCCCAGCACAAGUUUCAGAUGGCGAUGCGUCUGAAGGCAAACACCUCCCGCAAGUUUGGUCAAGAUUUUCCCGUGGAGGCAGAAUCCUUCACCGACUCACUCCGGUUCUCAGCAUACAAUGACUACCAAGAUGAACUGGAUUUCUCUGACGACGAUGACAACGGAAGCAUUCAAAACUCAGUUCCCGAGAGCCUAUUCCUCCAAGGCCAAGAGGAUGUCAACGGACAACAACAGCACGUGCCAGAUUACGAAGAGAUUGCUAUGGGUAAUCAGAAUCGAUCAUCAUCUUCACCAGACAGACGGUGGGAGAGAGAUCCACCGAUCUAUCAGAAUCAGCCCGCUUUUCCCAAAAGCCAGAGGGAGGGCAGUCAAGAACGGAGACAGCGGAAUGAGUCCCCUAGCCGGACGUUGCCAAAUCACCGGAAUGAGAAGAACAGCAGGCAUCAUGGGAAGGACUACCACAGCAAGGAGACGAUCCCUUACGACGAGCUGAAGGUCGGCAGGUCGUCAAGUAAGGCGUCGCAGGGACGCCGGCUGUCGGAGUCGCGAAGCAGCCGCUUGGAGCGGCAGAACCAGCACCUGAGCUUUCACAGUGGGAGCUCCAAUGACGCCUCCCCCCAGGGGGAGAACGGUCACAACCAUGGCCAUAGCCACAGCCGCAACCACACACCAAGCCGGAAAUCACCAGACAAGGAGCGUCAACCGUCCCGAGCCAGAGCCCGUACCCCUGAACCCAAAGCAGUGACUUCGGAGUCUGGUCGCCAAGCCUACGAGGACGAGAAUCCCUACGCUACCGUGGCAGAUAUGGAGAUACAGGAAGGUCACCGUUCUCAAGACAGUGAAGACAUGGAUGAGGACGGGCGGGAGAUCCUAGGCCUGGAUGAGGUGGAUAUGCCUCAAGUCAUCGAUGCCAGUAUACGCACUCACGAGCGUACCCGUCCUGGCACGCUGGAUGACCACACAGAAGUGAUCAGCGAGACCUUACAGGAGCGACUCGAUGACCUCUCACCCCCAGAGCAGCCUGAGAGAGACAUCUCCAUCAUCACGCUCAAGAAGGACUCCAGUCAUGGACUAGGUGUGACCAUUGUCGGGGGUGAGAACUCACGCAGUCUGGACCUGGGCAUCUUUGUCCAGUCGGUCAUCCCCGACGGGCCAGCUGACCGAGACGGCCGGCUGCGUCCAGGAGAUCGUAUCAUCUCCAUCAACGGUCAAAGCCUAGAAGGUAUCAGUCACCGUGUGGCUGUGGACAUCCUGAGCAACGCUCCGGCCACGGUGCAGCUGAUAGUGUCCCAGCCAAAGUCAUCAAGUCCUGAUUCCAAACAGCAACGACAGGUUCCCAUGGAGGAUGAUGAUGUCAUCACUCCGACCCAGGCCGUCCAAUCACAGGCCCAGCUGCAGCUCCCGCCCACCAACGGCAACCAGCCCGACACGCCCAGGACCCAGAAACGCAAGCACACGCCCCCGCGUAAGCCCCAGCGAAGACCUCAGAGCUUCGGCUCCAACUACAGCUUGGCGUUGUCAGACGCGAGUCACGGAAGUGAUGGCAGUGCUACGCAGACCAACCCCAAGGCUACCCGGGCCCGUAUGCUCUUGACGGCUGAGAACGCCCGACCCCAAAGAUCUACAGACUCAAAUCAGAACGCACACGAUAAUCAAAUCAAGCCAGUGGCUGACGAAGAUAGUUCUAGGUCGCGAGAUAAAAGUCAGAGUAGGGCUUCGCCAGCUGACCAAAGUGAUGUCCACUUCAGCUCGGAUGAGGAGGAUGUCCCUACCCCAAGAAGCUCGGAUUUGGACGACCUGUUCCCCGACGAACACAAAUCCUCAGCCAAGCCUCGUCUAGUCCACGGUUCACUGUCCGCCUCAGCCAACUCCCCUCUGAGUGAUUUUUUCACCUCUCCUGCCGAGGCCCUUGAUUCGGCUGUGGAUAACACGGACGCUAUGACCAAAACGGAGGCUGAGGACGAUUAUGAGGAAGAGGCGGGUCAGGGGGUGGAGGUCAAAGGUCAGGGGGAAUUGAAGCUUGGCGAUGUCUACAGGGUCCAGCUGAAGAAAAGCAACAACAGCUUGGGAAUCAGUGUCACGGGUGGCGUCAACACCAGUGUCAAGCACGGUGGCAUCUACAUCAAGUCCAUGGUGCAUGGGGGUGCAGCAGACACGGACGGCAGGAUACAAAUCGGUGACCGUGUCCUGCAGGUCAACUCGGAUUCCCUGGAGGGUGUGACCCAUCGCCAGGCAGUCGAGACCCUGCGUCGCGCUCCAGAGUCAAGCUCCUUGGUCAUAGAGCGCGGUAUCCCUCCCUCCAUGGCCAGCAACCUGCCCCCGACACCGGUCCCCUCCCCGCUGGUAGUCAUCGGGGAUAACGGGGAGCCCAUGAUCAUGUCCAGCACCAGGGAGCAAGUGAACGCUGAGGCACCCUCUCGUGGCAAUGCAGAGCUAGGAGAUCGGCCCAGUAGCGUUACAUCCUUUACUGAUGUCGAACGCCAGACACCACUGGACAGAACCCUAGACGCAUCCAGUGACGCACCCCGGGGCGAGAGCGACACCACUCCCAUCCCGUCGUCCGCCGUAGCGUCCCCAGUGGAUGAGGUUGUGACGGCCAGUGUGUCACGGGCUCCCCCACCCCUGAUGUCACAGGCUCCCCCACCCCUGAUGUCAAACGCUCCCCCACCCCCAGUGUCAGAUGAUGAGGAUUGGGUGCACAGUACAUCCUCCAGGGGGUCCACAGUGAGAAGAGCUUAUUUGGACCCACUGGAUAGGGAAGAGCCCAAGGAUGACGUUGAUAGUAUCAACGAUGGUGUGGGCGAAUCCAGAGGGACCACACCUACUAUUCAAGCUUUUAAGGACUAUGAGCUUCCAAGUUCCACCCCUAUGAGUGACGGCGAAGUUGACAGUCAACCUACCAGCAGUAGGUCCGAGUCCCCCAUCCCCAGUGAGCAUUCUGUCAUUGGGGUGGGGUUUGACCCUGAAAUCGCCUCCCCUGUCCUUAGCACCCGCGAGGCUGAUACCCUGACCCCUACUGCUCACCUAGACUGGCGCAGCACCCCAACAGGGGGGCUAGAGAAGGGAUUAUGGAGUGCCAAGUCCGCCUCCUUUCGCAGCGGGGCCGCACCCAUCAUACACGAGCAGAGUACCGAUGAUCAACGAUCCAGUGCAGAUCAAUGGACGGAUUACGAUUACGAGGAGCGGUCGCCAACUCCUUCCACGGAGUACGGGUCGCGUUCACCAUCCCUUGACGGUCGCUCGUUACGCGACGAUGAGUUCAUAAGUGAUGACGCUGAUGAGGAAAUAAUGCCAUCUCCGAUCAUGCACGACCACCAAGCUGCUAAUAACACGGUCAUCAGUACAAAAUCCACUGAACUUCCAAAUAUCAGGACAGAGACCAUCAUGACAUCACCAUCUGCUGCAACGAACCUAUCGCCGAGCCGCGGCAGUGACACCCUGAACUCCCAGUCCCCCUUCCCUUCCCUUGACGGCACCCUCCCGCUCCCCAGUGACGUGUCCGGGACCAGUCGGAGCGCUACCCCUGAUCUACCUCCUCUGAUCCUGCCGGACGAUUCGCUCCUCAAGCUGCCCAAUAAAUCGCCGUCCCCGACGUCAUCGAUGAGCAGCGUAGGGGCGCUCACCCUGACUCAGACUAUGAUGUCUACCAUGGGACUGGAGGGUAACAUUGAGCUUCCUGAUCUGCCUUACGUUACCCCAGAGAACAGCUUUGAGGUGCAGCUGACCAAGGGCACCCAGGGGCUAGGCUUCAGCAUCCAGGGUGGCAGGGGAAGCCACAAGGAUCUCAAGGCCUGCCUGCUGCGCAUCAAGAAGGUCUUUGCCGGCCAGAAGGCUGCGGCUAGCGGCCUGGUGGAGGAAGGAGACAUCAUAUUGACUGUCAAUGAGCAGCCUGUAUAUGACAUGACGCAUAAUGAGACGGUAGCGGUAUUGAGGGGAGCACCCCAAGAUGUUCGCCUGCUUCUUUGUCGGCCCAGCGAUGAGGAACUGGACCUUCUCACCCUUUACGAGGAUGAAAAGACGUUUGAGCAGAAGUUGUCUUCCUCGUCCAGCCCUAAAGUCACCAAGGAAUCUCAGACCCAGGACGACGCCCCCACAUCCCUCUUCUUCCCUACCCUGCUGAACACCACAGACCAGUUCUCACCCCCGGAGUCCCCGUCUUCUCCCCCGGAGUCCCCGUCUCUCGCCCUGGACCCCUCGGAGGCCCAAUCCCUCAGUCUCGCUCCCCCGUCGUCCAGGGAACCCGAGGUGAAGGUGAGGUCACCUGUGAUGUCACCUUUGACCUCGCCAAACAGUAGUCUGAGCUCGCCCAUCAAGUCUUUCGCUGAUCCGUCAAGCGGGGAGUACGUAGAGGUGACCCUGAUCAAGCCAGCCAAGGGCGGUCUAGGAUUCACUGUGGCCGGCGGGGCCAACUCGGGCGGCUGCUACAUCAAGGAUGUCAUUCAGGACCCAGCCAAGUCUGACGGCCGACUUAAAAAAGGAGAUAAACUCAUCAAGGUCAACGACCAUGACAUGCUAGCCAUGAGCCACUUCGACGCUGUCUCCUUCCUGCGCAUGACCCCCCAGGAGGUCACCAUCAAGGUCCUACGCCUCAGGGAACGUCCCACGGAGACCCCAACCCCAGCACCCCCUCCUGUCCCAACGUCCCCACCCCCUGCCUCCCCUACCUUGCACUCUGACAGACCCGCGUACGAAGCCCCCCAGAGCCCUUCCAGCUCGUCGCGGUCCGACGUCACGACCGUCGUCAACGUGGACCAGCUCCCCAUCGUCAGGGUCCAACGCAACUCGGCCGGACAACUCGGCCUGUCCCUGACCCUUGACCUGAAGGGCAGCCGGUCUGGGAUCGUGGUGAGCGACGUCAUACCUGGCCUGCCGGCGGCAAGCGAGGGCAGCAUACAGAUCGGGGAUUUCAUCCACGCCAUCAGCGGGAAGAGCUUGGUUGGAAUGAGCUUGAUGGCUGCCAGGCGUCUGCUGGAGACCGCUCCCAAUACAGUGGAGCUCAAAUUAACCAGGAACGGCCAGCCAGUGCACCCAUGCAGACGGCUCCCCACGCCCCGCAGCCCGAUAAACUCCACCAAGGAUGUCCCCAAGAUCCUCCUGCCCGGCAACCCGAGGCAGGACAAGCCUCUCCUUCAUGAGGACAGUCAGGGGGAGAUAUCGGUGGAGGAGGAGAUGAAGGGAGUGAUGGAUUCGUUGGACUUGGAUCUCGGAGACUUGUCCUCGGAGAAGAUGGAGGAAACGGACUGGGAGGAUGUUUCAGAAAGUGAAAAAGAUAAUCUGGACGACGUUGACGCCAUCUUGGCCUCGCUGGAAGCAGAGCACAACAUCACCUUGCCAGAUGAGAUCAAGGAGAACAGGCCUCGUCCAGCAGAUGUCCCCAUUAUUCAGAUCACAGCCAAGUCUGUCGAACAGUCCCCGAGAAAGUACCUUCUGGAGUUUGAAAAAGACGAAGCCGAUGAACAUGAACCCCCACGGACCCCCUCCCCUACGUACAGUAGCCCCAUCCCCACCCCUUACCUCACCCCCACCCCGCCUGCCACCCCUUCCCCCACCCCCACCCCACCUGCUUCCCCUCCCCCAACCACUCUCCCCGAUACCAACCACCAACCGGACGUCCCCUCAAGCCCUCCCUUCUCACCCCCUCCUGCCGAAGUGGAAUCACCCAUCACCUUCGGGGGGUCAGGGGUCGCCAUGGCUGCCCCACCCUCGGAGGUGGACUCCCCCACCCCUAGCGAGGCACCCACCGUGGACAGGGCCAGCGUGGGAAUCAUCGAGAAGGCGUCGACCGUCGGAGAGACAGACCACGAGUCGGAGGGUCAUCCUGAAAAGUCAGAGGGCGGAGUGAUCUGGAUAGAUCUGGAGAAACCGGCCAAUGGGAGCCUAGGGUUUAGUUUGACCGGAGCCAUGAAGGGCGGGAAGACCAGUAUCUUCAUCAAGACAGUCACGCCAGGGGGCGUGGCCGAGAGCGACAGUAGACUGCGAGUUGGCGAUCGGCUUCUACAGGUGAAUGGAGAAAGCCUCGUUGGCAUGACGCAGAACAAAGCGGUCGGAAUUCUGAGGAAGAGCAAAGGGGUCGUCAGAUUAGCCGUUACAAGGCAACUGACCAAAUCCAGUAGUAACUCAACCCCCAUCCAGCCCAAGCGUCUCCCCAUCCUGCCUGUCCGUGAGUCCCCCGUGCCUGCCCUCAACCUUCCCCGCCACAGCGAGGACGAUGACGACAACGAAGCCAAUGAAGGAGCUGACUCGCAGGCCCAGUCUUACACCGAGUCGGCCAGGGACGCUGAGCUAGAGGAUGCAGAUCUGUCCGAGUUUGACAUAAGCACAAGUCUCAACUUUGACUCUCACUCCUUGCCCCUGGGUGGUGUGUCCUCCAUGGCUUUCACCCCACCUCCCCCGGGGUUCCGAGCCGGCUAUGUCUCAGGUCACGACACGGACGACGAUAUGGACUACACCAUGGAUCUUCCUGAUGACUCGAGGGCAGCACGCCCAGACACGCAGAGAAGCUCGCCGUCUGCCAGCGACAGCCGACUACCGGCCUUGAAGUUUGGACAAGCCUUGAAGGCUCGUGGCCAGAUGCUCCCCGAAAGCGACGACGAUUCUAGCUCCUGGGGCUCCGACGCCGACAUCCCCCUCUCAUCCGGCCGAGGCCACACCCCUUCCACUCGGGCCACGCCCAGCCACAAGAUCCUGAGCGUGAUCAGCGAUGCCGAGCUGCGUCGCAUGACGCUGGCCAGACCGGCCCCGGGAGGGCGCUAUUCGGGCAGGUCGCUGCGCAACGCCAUCGCGGCGCUGCAGAAGCAGAUAGACAAGCAGGAUCCUGUUGAGGAAUUCAAGGUGCUGCGUAACGUCAAACUAACAGACAACUGUGAGGAAGCCAAGAAAGCCGUCAACAAAGACAAGAACAGAUACCGCAAUGUACUUCCAUACGACGAGACCAGAGUUGUGAUUGAGCAGGCCGGCCGAAGCAACUACAUCAACGCCAGUCACAUUGACGUCCUGGUGGGUAAGGACACCCACCGCUACAUUGCCUGCCAGGGACCACUGCCGCAGACUACCGGCGACUUCUGGCAGAUGGUCUGGGAGCAGAGGUCGGAUGUCGUCGCCAUGGUGACGCUGGCUGUUGAGAGUGGCAAGGUAAAGUGUGACCGCUACUGGCCCGAUUCCAUGGAGACGCCCAUCACAGUGGCCGGCCGCUAUCAGCUGAGACUGGACAGCAUGCAGACGCUGGACCACUUUGACAUCCGCAAAAUAUCCAUGAGUGAUAUGAAGACCAACACCAUCCACUACGUCACCCAUCUCAACUUCACCACCUGGACAGACCAUGGCGUGCCCUCCUCAGCCCUCCCCUUACUGCGCUACACCAAGUACAUGCGCAAGAUUCACGCCAACGGGCCAAUCAUCGUCCACUGCAGCGCGGGAAUCGGCCGGACCGGAACGCUGAUCACCAUCGAUACCCUCAUGGCGUUGAUCGAUCGGGACGAGCCGUUCAAGAUUGUCAAUAUCGUCAGGGAUCUGAGGACCCAACGCCAGGGCAUGAUCCAGACCAAGGACCAGUAUCUGUUCUGCUACAAGGCGGCCAUUGAACUGCUCAAGACUCUCGUCUGAUACGCCAAGUAUUCUUCUCAGAGAUGUUGUUACGAAAAAUCUUGAAGGUGAUAUUGAACAAUGCAGGGAAUGAGUCCGUGACAGAAAAAACAAGGUGGGGAGAAUCAUUCCUAUGUGAAGACUGCUCACACAAAGCUUGGUUUCGUUUAGAGAGUUUGGAUGUCUCAGAAAGGAGGAAGUUUCGGUGAGUGUCUCAAGGUGUUAAUUGGUCAAUCUUCCAUUUUUCUAAUACCUCCAGACUAUUCUAGAUUCUGAUUGGUCUAAAAGAAAAACAAUUCAUUUCCUGGAAGUUGUAAAGGAAGCUGUAUUUAUUUUGAUAUGCUGUAAGAAUUCUCAGAUUGGAGAUUUUUUUUUGUAUUGAAAGCAUUAUUUGCUCACUGCGGCACAAGAUACUUAAUUUAUCAUACUCGUAGAUUUAGCAGAGACUUAUUUUUUUUCAGUACCCGUCCUUAUAUUUAUUUCAAGAUGGAUUUCCAUGAAUUUACUUUUACCCAGCCAUAUUGGAUAUAAUUAAUUGUAGUGUUUUUUUUUUAAUGGACAUUUUCAGUACUUGCAUAAAGAUCAAUUUUUUUUUUGCAUUCAACCAAAAGACUACAUAUAAAUAUUUAACGCAUGAUUAAAAAAUAAACCUUCAGAAAUUAAGAACACCUUGCAGACGUUUUAGCGAAAUAUAGUUUUGCUCAUUUUAUGAGAUCUUUAAUGAUAUAUAAAAUUUUGCCAUCAAAAUGUUGAAAUAGUGGACCCAACAAUUUUGGACAAUGUUGAAGUUGCAUGAAAAUUAUGUAUUUUUGAGAUGUCCGUCCUAAAAAAUGAAAUAAUAAACUUGCUAAUGAAAAAUUAAACUAUUGCUGCAUAUGAAGUUAAUAUUUUUUUUUGUAGAGCCGUUUUAUCUAUAAAAAGAAAGAAAAAAAAAGAAAGAAAGAUCAAUAGUAAAUGGAACACACACAAGGUAAACAAAAGGUUAGGUUUGCGUCCAUUUUUUUUUUUUCUUUUUUGGUAAAUUUUAUCAAAAUGUUGUUACAAGAUGAUCUCACCAUUCUUCAGUUGAAUGAGUUUUCUAAAUCUGAAGUUCAGAAUUUAAGGGAGUAAAAAGUGUAAAUAUAGAGUUUAAUCAGACUUGUUUUGUAAUUAUUCAUUCAGAAUUCUGUAUUCAUUCCGUUUAAUGUGUGAUAAUUACUUCUUUUUUUGUGAUAUGAAAAGAUUGAUUACUUAUUUGAUCAGUCGCUUUUAAUUGGGAAACUGUCUCAAAAUUCUUGCCUUGCAAAAAUGAGGAUCAUGGCUGAUGAACUGAAUGAUCCUUUAAUUUAUAUGAAAGCCUUAAAAAAAAUGACUGAAAAUUGUUAUAUUAGCAUAAAAAGCGGUACGUGAUAAUUCUAAAUACAUGAGUUGAAAUUUUUGUAUUUUUUUGGAGAAAUUUUGGACAAAUUUUAUAAAAUGAAAAAAGAAAGUGCUUGAAAGAAUCAGCCAUUCCUGCUUUGCGUUUAAUAAUUGAACAAUUGUUAUUGAGUAACGACUCAGAUGUAUGGUUUUUCUGAAUUUUUUUACUACAAGAAAGACUGUUUAGUGAGCAAUGAUGGACUUUAUGUCUGCAAGAAUUUCUGACAGGUUAAAAAUUGUAUAUUUGAAAUCCGUUCGGCUUUGGUGUGUUUGCAGAACAAUUUAUUUUUUUGGCUAAAGCAUUAAGAAAGACAGGGUAUGCGGUUUUCAUCUCAUUUCUGUUUUCCUUUCUUUUUUUCUUUUGUACAAUAUAAAUUCCAGUUACUCAUAUUCAAGUGUUCUUAUAAGAAUUAAUGUACUUAAGUAAGAAAUCAGAGAACU